ACGCGGCGUCGCCGUCAUAGCGCAGAGCGCAGCCGGCGAGCAGCACAGCUCCGGGCUCGGGAGCCCGCGCCCAUGCCAGUGCCCAUGCGGGGCCACCGCCAGUGACGCCGGAGAGGUGUCUCCCGCUCUCCCGCUCUCGUUGGAGCUCCCACCGUUUCUAGGAGUGACCAACAGAGGCCGCAGAGAUGGCCGGGGCUUCGGUGAAGGUGGCGGUGCGUGUCCGUCCCUUCAAUUCCCGGGAAAUGAGCCGCGACUCCAAGUGCAUAAUUCAGAUGUCUGGAAGCACCACCACCAUCAUUAACCCCAAACAGCCCAAGGAGACGCCCAAAAGCUUCAGCUUUGACUACUCCUACUGGUCACAUACCUCGCCUGAGGAUAUCAACUACGCCUCACAGAAGCAGGUGUACCGAGACAUCGGUGAAGAGAUGCUGCAGCAUGCCUUUGAGGGCUACAACGUGUGCAUCUUCGCCUAUGGGCAGACGGGGGCUGGCAAGUCCUAUACCAUGAUGGGCAAACAAGAGAAGGACCAGCAGGGCAUCAUCCCACAGCUCUGCGAGGACCUCUUCUCUCGAAUCAACGACACAACCAAUGACAACAUGUCCUAUUCUGUGGAGGUCAGCUAUAUGGAGAUAUACUGUGAGCGCGUUCGUGACCUCCUGAACCCCAAGAACAAGGGCAACCUGCGAGUGAGGGAGCACCCGCUGCUGGGGCCCUAUGUGGAGGAUCUCUCCAAACUGGCUGUUACCUCUUACAAUGACAUCCAGGACCUCAUGGACUCAGGGAACAAAGCUAGGACUGUGGCGGCCACCAACAUGAAUGAGACCAGCAGCCGCUCCCACGCCGUCUUCAAUAUCAUCUUCACCCAGAAGCGCCAUGAUGCAGAGACCAAUAUCACCACAGAGAAAGUGAGCAAAAUCAGCCUGGUGGACCUGGCUGGGAGCGAGCGGGCUGACUCCACAGGCGCCAAGGGCACGCGCCUCAAGGAGGGAGCCAACAUCAACAAGUCUUUGACUACCUUGGGGAAAGUCAUCUCUGCCCUGGCUGAAAUGGACUCUGGACCCAACAAGAACAAGAAAAAGAAGAAGACAGAUUUCAUUCCGUACCGAGAUUCCGUGCUGACCUGGCUCCUUCGGGAAAACCUGGGUGGUAACUCGCGAACUGCUAUGGUGGCAGCCCUGAGCCCUGCAGAUAUCAACUACGAUGAGACUCUCAGCACACUGAGGUAUGCCGACCGGGCCAAGCAGAUCCGUUGCAAUGCUGUCAUCAAUGAGGACCCCAACAACAAACUGAUCCGUGAGCUGAAGGAUGAAGUGACCCGGCUGCGGGACUUGCUGUAUGCUCAGGGUCUUGGAGACAUCACCGACACAAACACUGUGCCUGGAGGACCCAAAUUGACCAACGCCCUGGUGGGCAUGAGCCCCUCGUCCUCGCUCUCAGCUCUAUCCAGCCGUGCGGCCUCUGUGUCCAGCCUCCAUGAGCGCAUCUUAUUUGCCCCGGGCAGUGAGGAGGCCAUUGAAAGGCUGAAGGAAACAGAAAAGAUCAUAGCUGAGCUCAACGAGACCUGGGAGGAGAAGCUGAGGCGGACAGAAGCCAUCCGGAUGGAAAGGGAAGCACUGCUGGCCGAAAUGGGCGUGGCCAUGAGGGAGGAUGGCGGUACCUUGGGUGUGUUCUCUCCCAAAAAGACGCCACACCUCGUCAACCUGAAUGAGGACCCGCUGAUGUCUGAGUGCCUCCUCUACUACAUCAAGGAUGGGAUCACCAGAGUGGGCAGGGAGGAUUGUGAGAGGCGGCAGGACAUUGUUCUGAGCGGGCACUUCAUCAAGGAGGAGCACUGUGUCUUCCGGAGUGACUCCAGGGGAGGCGGUGAAGCUGUGGUGACCCUGGAGCCCUGUGAAGGGGCAGACACCUAUGUCAAUGGCAAGAAAGUCACAGAGCCCAGCAUCUUGCGGUCAGGAAAUCGCAUCAUUAUGGGUAAGAGCCACGUGUUCCGGUUCAACCACCCUGAGCAGGCCCGGCAGGAGCGUGAACGAACACCCUGUGCGGAGACACCUGCUGAGCCUGUGGACUGGGCCUUUGCCCAGCGUGAGCUUCUGGAAAAGCAGGGCAUCGAUAUGAAGCAGGAGAUGGAGCAGAGGCUCCAGGAGCUGGAGGAUCAGUAUCGCCGUGAGCGGGAGGAGGCCACCUACCUCCUGGAGCAGCAGAGACUGGACUAUGAGAGCAAACUGGAGGCUCUGCAGAAGCAGAUGGACUCCAGGUACUACCCAGAGGUGAAUGAGGAGGAGGAGGAGCCGGAGGAUGAAGUCCAGUGGACGGAGAGGGAGUGUGAGCUGGCACUGUGGGCUUUCCGGAAAUGGAAGUGGUAUCAGUUCACGUCUCUGCGGGACCUGCUGUGGGGCAAUGCCAUCUUCCUCAAGGAGGCCAACGCCAUCAGCGUGGAGCUGAAGAAGAAGGUCCAGUUCCAGUUUGUCCUCCUCACAGACACACUCUACUCCCCUCUGCCACCCGAUCUGCUGCCCCCAGAGGCCGCCAAAGACCGAGAGACACGGCCCUUCCCCCGCACUAUUGUGGCUGUGGAGGUUCAGGACCAGAAGAAUGGGGCUACCCACUACUGGACACUGGAGAAGCUCAGGCAGCGUCUGGACCUGAUGCGGGAGAUGUACGACCGGGCAGCGGAGGUGCCUUCCAGCGUCAUUGAGGACUGUGACAAUGUGGUGACUGGUGGAGACCCCUUCUACGACCGCUUCCCCUGGUUCCGGCUGGUGGGCAGUUCAGUCAUCUCUGGCUGCAACAGCUACCCUCUUCUCAACACAUGCAUGAGCGAGCGCAUGGCUGCUCUCACCCCCUCCCCCACCUUCUCGAGCCCCGACUCCGACGCCACCGAGCCUGCCGAGGAGCAGAGCGUGGGGGAGGAGGAGGAGGAGGAGGAGGAGGAGGAGGAGGAGGACCUGGAGGACGACGUCUUUCCGGAGCACGCGCUGUGCGACGGCCGGGACCCGUUUUACGACCGGCCCCCCCUGUUCAGUUUAGUAGGAAGGGCCUUUGUGUACCUGAGCAACCUGCUGUACCCUGUGCCACUGGUGCACCGCGUGGCCAUCGUCAGUGAGAAGGGCGAGGUGAAGGGCUUCCUCCGUGUGGCUGUCCAGGCCAUCUCAGCUGAUGAAGAGGCCCCUGAUUAUGGCUCUGGUGUUCGCCAGUCAGGAACUGCCAAAAUCUCCUUUGAUGACCAGCAUUUUGAAAAGUUCCAGUCCGAGUCCUGCCCUGUGGUGGGGAUGUCCCGCUCGGGCACCUCCCAAGAAGAGCUUCGCAUUGUGGAGGGCCAGGGCCAGGGUGCGGAUGCAGGGCCCUCAGCUGAUGAAGUCAACAACAACACCUGCUCAGCAGUAACUCCGGAGGGCCUUCUCCUAGACAGCCCUGAGAAAACCACACUGGAUGGACCCCUGGAUGCUGCUCUGGACCACCUCCGCCUGGGCAGCACCUUCACCUUCCGCGUGACGGUCCUGCAGGCGUCCAGCAUCUCUGCCGAAUAUGCAGACAUCUUCUGCCAGUUCAACUUCAUCCACCGCCAUGAUGAGGCCUUCUCCACGGAGCCCCUGAAGAACACAGGCAGAGGCCCUCCACUUGGUUUCUACCAUGUCCAGAACAUCGCGGUGGAGGUGACCAAGUCCUUCAUUGAGUACAUCAAGAGCCAGCCCAUCGUGUUCGAGGUCUUCGGCCACUACCAGCAGCACCCAUUCCCACCCCUCUGCAAAGAUGUGCUCAGCCCCCUGAGGCCCUCACGCCGCCACUUCCCUCGGGUCAUGCCGCUGUCCAAGCCAGUGCCGGCCACCAAGCUCAGCACGCUGACACGGCCCUGCCCAGGGCCCUGCCACUGCAAAUAUGACCUGCUGGUUUACUUCGAGAUCUGUGAACUGGAGGCCAAUGGCGAUUACAUCCCUGCCGUGGUGGACCACCGUGGGGGCAUGCCAUGCAUGGGGACCUUCCUUCUCCACCAGGGCAUCCAGAGACGGAUAACCGUGACGCUGCUACACGAGACUGGCAGCCAUAUCCGCUGGAAGGAAGUGCGCGAGCUGGUCGUGGGUCGCAUCCGAAACACUCCAGAGACUGACGAGUCUUUGAUUGACCCCAACAUCCUGUCUCUCAACAUCCUCUCUUCUGGAUAUAUCCACCCAGCCCAGGAUGACCGGACCUUUUACCAGUUUGAGGCUGCGUGGGACAGCUCCAUGCACAACUCUCUCCUGCUGAACCGCGUCACACCUUAUCGAGAAAAAAUCUAUAUGACCCUCUCUGCUUAUAUUGAGAUGGAGAACUGCACACAGCCAGCUGUCAUCACCAAGGACUUCUGCAUGGUCUUCUACUCUCGUGAUGCCAAGCUGCCAGCCUCGCGCUCCAUCCGCAACCUGUUUGGCAGUGGGAGCCUUCGGGCCUCGGAGAGCAACCGAGUGACAGGUGUGUACGAGCUCAGCCUGUGCCAUGUGGCCGAUGCUGGCAGCCCAGGGAUGCAGCGCCGGCGCCGGCGAGUGCUGGAUACCUCUGUGGCCUACGUCCGGGGCGAGGAAAACCUGGCAGGUUGGAGGCCCCGGAGUGACAGCCUCAUCCUGGACCACCAGUGGGAGCUGGAGAAGCUGAGCCUCCUACAGGAGGUUGAGAAGACCAGACACUACCUGCUCCUGCGGGAAAAACUGGAGACCACCCAGCGGCCUGUCCCUGAAGCACUGUCCCCGGCCUCCAGUGAGGACUCUGAGUCUCGUAGCUCUUCCAGCGCCUCCUCCCCACUCUCCACUGAGGGUCGGUCAUCACCCCUGGAGGUUCCCAGCGAGAGGCAGCGGGAACUGGCCGUCAAGUGCCUGCGCCUCCUCACACACACGUUCAACAGAGAGUACACCCACAGCCACGUCUGUGUCAGUGCCAGCGAGAGCAAGCUCUCUGAGAUGUCUGUCACCCUGUUGCGAGAUCCAUCUAUGUCCCCUCUAGAGGCAGCCACACUUACCCCAUCCUCCACCUGCCCCUCUCUGGUCGAAGGGCGGUAUGGUGCCACUGACCUGAGGACCCCACAGCCCUGCUCCCGGCCUGCCAGCCCAGAGCCAGAACUAGUGCCAGAGAUGGAUUCCAAGAAACUCCCUUCCCCUGUCCGGGUGACGGAGGCAGACAAGGAGCCCCAGCGCCUGCUGGUCCCUGACAUCCAGGAGAUCCGGGUCAGCCCGAUCGUCUCCAAGAAGGGGUAUCUGCACUUUCUGGAGCCACACACGUCGGGCUGGGCCAGGCGCUUCGUGGUGGUGCGCCGCCCCUACGCCUACAUGUACAACAGCGACAAGGACACGGUGGAGCGGUUUGUGCUUAACCUCGCUACCGCCCAGGUGGAGUACAGUGAGGACCAGCAGGCCAUGCUCAAGACGCCCAACACAUUCGCGGUGUGCACAGAGCACCGUGGCAUCCUGCUGCAGGCAAACAGCGACAAGGACAUGCACGACUGGCUGUAUGCCUUCAACCCCCUUCUGGCUGGGACCAUACGGUCCAAGCUCUCCAGAAGGAGGUCUGCCCAGAUGAGGGUCUGAGCCGGAGCCCUCCUGUGACAGCCAGCAGGCCAGGCCCCGCUCCCCACCCUCAUCCCUGUCUGUUCUGUCACUUGCCGCCCAGUCCUUUCCCCACCAGACAGCCCACGACUGAGUCCCCCUCCUACCUGGGGGACAUCGUGGCGGGCCCAGCGGACCUGCGCCACAUGACCGGAUAUGCUCCCAGCAAAGACUGUGCGUGUUGUUGUUUCUUCUUUUAAAUUGUGCUUUGGUUGAAAAGAGCUGGGAAAGGCUGAGAAGGCCAGAGGGCACAGGUCACAGGGGUUAUCGCUGCCGUUCUAAUAUUUUUUUAAGCAUAGACAGACUUAUUAUUAAUAUACAUUAGUUAGUGACAUUGAAACAGUCCACUGGGACAUUAACUAUAAGACUGUGUUCUAUUUAUAAGUAUUUAUUUCUAAUGCCUCCACAUAGACCUGUAAGAUUCAGAUGCCUCCCCUUACCCCGUUUGUUCCCACAAGCGUCUCCCAAGUCUGUUAGGGACAGACAGGGUGGGAGCAGCCAUCUUGGAAGACCAUUGUGAGAUGGUGUCUGGACCAGUCAGUCACCUCCUGGUUGGCACAGCACAUGGGGGUGCACCUGCCUGGGCUCAGGCUUCUCCCCAGCUGCAUGUGCAAGCCCUUGUCUCAGGUUAUGAGGGGUGGUGGGGGAUCUCCUGACACUUGAAGUCUGAGCAGCACAGAAGGUAGUGUGAGUUACUUCCAGUGGGAGGUAGAACCCACAUCUCUUCUGGGAAGCCACUAAGAUGCGACUUUAAGAGCAAUUCCGGCAGCUUUCCCCUGGAAGGGGUGUGAGAUGAUGAGCCACUUUAUGAUGAGGCAGAGGGUGCCCGGCCAUAGGGGUCUGGCCAGGGUGAAGACUGGGAGAAUAAGAGUCAGGAUUCCAGCCAGACUGUACAAACCUGCCCUGGUGGGGUUGUGUUGUAUCCUGACUAUCAAGGCAGGUAGCUGGACUGAGACCAGAAUGUCAGGGAAGGCUGGAAUUCAGGGUGAUGAUCCGGGUGUCAAGAGGCUCAUGAUUUUGCCUCUCCAGCUGUGUUAAGAAGUGGAGUGAACUCAGGUGAGCUCCUGGGAAGAAAUUCUGCAAUUAACUGGUUUCUUACAAAGAUUGUCCUCUCUUUGAUCCAAGAAAAGAGAGUUUCUGUGAAUCCCAGUGAGAAAAUUCCGUGAGUGGGAUGUGUCCCGGUUAGCAGGUGAGGGCAGCCCUCGUGAUGGUCAUCAAGAAGCUCUUUCCUUCUGCAUCUGAAGGUGUCCUCUUGUUCUUGUUCAUUUCGUCCCCUCUGCAGACCCCAAGGCCUGAGGGCCACCCAGGAUAGGACAGAGUCAUUCUGAAGCUGAAAGUCUGGUCAUAGGUCAUGCCCAGAGUCCUGUAGGAGAGGUUCUUGACCAGAAUUCCAUGUGGUCUCUCUUUAGCUCAAGGAAAAUAAGUAGCCAAGUAGCAAAACCUCCACCCACCAGGAGCAGUUUCCAUUCCGGUCUGGCACUCCAGACCCAGGUCCAAGCGAUUCUCUGGCACAGCUCAGCACCUUUACCAGAUCCUGCCACUUGGUUUGGAUGAGCUCACUGCACCCUGUGCUACUGGGUCUGAGGUGCCUCCAUUAGCCUAGGCUGUCCCCUUGUGGUACUGACGUGAUGUGCAGAGACUCUCUGUCCUGUGACCUGGGGCCGAGUGCGUGAAGCAGCAUCUAGGCAAAGAAACAGUUGGCUCUCGAAGUUAGGGGGAGCACCCACCUUCCACAGCAAGUGAGCAGGUUCCAGUGUGAGGUUUUCUUUUGGGAAAGUUGUUCAGCCCCCUUAACUUUUGCCUGGGAUGGCAGGAUGCAGGACAGGCAGGCUGGAGCCCACUCUGGCCACAUUAUCAGUGCCUGCCAGCUGAGGCGAGCUCAGGAGUUGGGACUGUGAACUGCCCUUUUUUCUACCUGGUCUCAGAUGUGGUGUAUUGGGGACUACUUUUGUCCAAUGCUACCCUCACCCCCAGUGCUGAUAGAGGAUCUCUGCCAGUGAGAAUCAGGUCUCAGGAAGCCACAUCUGUGAAGCACAGGACUCAGCAGCUUUCUUUGGAGAUUUCCCAGGUGAAGAUUUACAUGCCAGACUGAAAUUACACCUUGUUCAAAAACCAGGUGGCCUGUGCUCUCCCACACAUGUUCUCUAGAGGCAGUGGCCUGGUUUCAGGGAGAAGAGGGAGCAGAACAGUGUUUUAGACAAGGACCCGCUCUGGUGUUGACUGGCUUGAGGCAGAAAGGAGAGGCAGUGAUGGAGCGCACUGUUCAAAGACAAGUCAGGUCUCCAAGGGUCCCAGGCAGGCUAGAGGAGGUGUACGCCUGGCCACGGGCCACUCAGGUCAGCCAGCCUGAGUCGUGGCCUUGAAACAGCCUGAAGCCCUCCCACCACGCUGCAGGUGUCUGAGGCCAGCCAACCUCAGAGCACUGCGGCUUGGGUGGGGCUGAGGGGAGGAGUCUGGGAGUCGCCCUAAAUUCAGAAGCCGCCACUGCCAUGGAGGCUCCUGGGGUCAUUUCGUUAUGGCCUGGUUCCAUCUUUGUCUUGUCUAGGAACCUGAGUGGGCUACUUGGUGUCCCGCUCUUUUAGUACCUGCUCUAGUGUGGAGAGCCUGAGCCAGAGUCCAGAAACUCAGAGUUGAUAGUGAGAAGAAUCCAUCUAUGAGCCAGGAAAACUGUUUUCUUUAAGCUUUCUCUGCUCAAGACUGCUUAUGUAUUAGCUGAGGGCAAUUCAUUGAACUCCCUGGGACUCAGUUUCCACACCUGUGACAUAGAGGGCUGGUCUGGAAGGUCCUCACAUAGUGUAGUGCAGAGAAGAAGAUCAGGUCUAGCUGUGGCUGCUGUUUCCCUCUAAGUGCAGAAGGUGAGACAGAACUGGGAAGCCAUCUCUCUCAGAUGGUUUUAUUUUAGUGCUUGAUGCUGUCCAGGCUGGGGCUUCAUUUUGGUUUGAGGGUGGCUGUCAUUCCAUGGAGAGGGUGAACUUCUGCUGUGGCCCCCAGGAGAGGGGGAUGCUGGGCUCCAGGCAGACCAGCACUUGGGCUCUGGCAAGACCCAGCUGGUGCCUAGGGUGAUAAGUCUAAGACCUCCCACUCAGAGUAACUGCUUGUGAAAUGCCAACGUUACGUUCACUGGCUGUGCAGGGGCGCAUGUGCGCAUACACACACACACACACACACACACACACACACACACACACAGGAUGUCCAGGAUGGCUGUGGUGAGGCGACCUUCCCUGUCAAUCCUGGUCCCUAGGGUCCCCCAGCACUUCAGGGUCCCAGAUGUGGUUGAUGUUACAGGUGUGUGACAUGCUGCUGUGGUCCUCUGCCAGCUUCACUCAUGUGUGGAUUUCAGAAGGCACCUACGCUUACCCCUGGGGCCUGACCACACAGCUCCCAUCCCAAUGGACAGAGGCUAUGGUCGACCUGCGUUUCUUCCUGGUCCUGUGCUUCCUCUAGCUUGUCUGUCCCCUGGGUUCCCCCUGUGGCUUGGAAGCCACGUCCCUGGCUUGUACAUAUGUGAUUGCUGUGGGCACACCCUGGACCCUGUGUCAUAACCACCAUCCCAACGUAACGACUCCAGUCCCUGAUGUCUUACACCUGAGUGUUAGCUAUAGGCUCCUGUACUGUUUGUGUGCACUUAAGGCUCUGUCCAAUUAAGAAAUAAACGUGGCUCUUAUGCAACAUACA
This is a messenger RNA of Carlito syrichta (Philippine tarsier), 9248 nucleotides long. RefSeq names its product kinesin family member 1A (gene KIF1A). Gene Ontology annotation, biological process: microtubule-based movement. The record is from RefSeq and is a predicted model, not a curated record. NCBI's taxonomy places the organism in Eukaryota, Metazoa, Chordata, Mammalia, Primates, Tarsiidae. Gene Ontology annotation, molecular function: microtubule motor activity; ATP binding; microtubule binding. The transcript is spliced from 49 exons. Bases 186 to 5552 code for a protein of 1788 amino acids.